Gossypium raimondii (Peruvian cotton) is the source of this 2789-nucleotide messenger RNA. RefSeq names its product protein NPGR1. Gene Ontology annotation, molecular function: protein binding. The coding region runs from base 443 to 2593 and encodes 716 amino acids. The transcript has 7 exons. Lineage: Eukaryota; Viridiplantae; Streptophyta; Magnoliopsida; Malvales; Malvaceae. The record is from RefSeq and is a predicted model, not a curated record.
UGAAGAUCAAAACAACCAACCCCCUUUUCUUUUCUUUUUUAAUUUCUAAAAACUCCCAGCUGGAUCGAUUCAAUCAAUUAUUCUUUUGACCAAGAAUCUAUGUUUGUUUAUUCCUAAAUGUUGGCAACAAAUAUAGGGAUUCAAUUUCAUAAAAAAGCAUUGAUAUAAAAUUCCCACAACCGGUUGGUUCUUGAAUUAACCAACCAGAGCUUUAUAAGAACCGAAAAUGGCCAAAAACUGCCACUCAGAGAAUCUCUGUGUACAUAUCUGAGAAAAUGUGAUGAAAUGAAGCAAACCCCAAAAACGGUGAAAGAGGAUUUUGUUUUAUUUUCUGAGAAGUAGCUUUCAUGGUGUAAACGAUUUCUGCCAGGGUCACUGUUUUUUUCUGGGUUUUUUUUUGGUUUCGACAUUCAAAUUCUAGGCUGUUAUUUCUUUGGAGAAGAUGUUGUGUGCUUGCUCAGGUGAACAAGUCAAGUUCGAAGACGCACCGCAGUCGCCGGAAUCACUGGCGACCAGAGAUUUCUCGGCCAGUGGACUCUCAUCUCGUACCGGAGACUGGGAAUCGAAACUUGACGAUGUUCAAGUGGAUGAAGCUGAAUCAACUCUCAAAGAAGCUCUUUCCUUAAACUAUGAGGAAGCAAGGGCAUUGUUGGGGAGGUUAGAGUAUCAAAGAGGAAACUUCGAUGCGGCGCUUCAGGUUUUUCAGGGCAUUGACAUCAAAGGUUUGAAACCAAGGAUGACUGGGGCUAUUGUUGAGAGGACCCGGCAACGAAAACUGCGGUCCAAAGGUGACAUUAUCCCUCCUAGUGUGAUGUCACUGCAUUCGGUCAGCCUACUUCUGGAAGCAAUUUUGUUGAAAGCAAAAUCAUUGGAUGAACUUGGACAUUUUAGAGACGCAGCGAAGGAGUGCAAUAUAAUUUUGGAUGUAGUUGAGGCAGCAUUCCCUAAUGGAAUGCAUGAGGGAAUUGCUGAAGACUGCAAGUUACAGGAGAUGUUUCACAAGGCAUUGGAGUUGCUCCCUAGACUAUGGAAAAAGGCGGGCUUUCUUGGUGAAGCCAUAACUGCGUAUCGUCGGGUGUUAGUCAAGCCAUGGAAUUUGGAUCCCCUGAGGGUAGCUAGUUUACAGAAAGACUUAGCUGCCAAUUUACUUUAUGGUGGUGUCGAAUCAAGCCUCCCCCCUCACUUACAGGUAUGGGGUUCAGCCAAUCCUAAUGGUAACAUGGAGGAAGCAAUUCUUCUCCUCCUAGUACUUAUGCAGAAAGUGGCCUAUGGAGAAAUAAAGUGGGAUUCAGAUAUUAUGGAUCAUCUGAUUUUUGCUCUUACCGUCACUGGGCAGUUUGAAUUGUUGGGAAGUUAUGUGGAGCAGGCCCUUCCCGGUAUAUAUGAAAGAGCGAAUAGGUGGUAUCUUCUUGCACUUUGUUAUGCUGCUGCUGGUCAGAAUGAGGUAGCAUUGAACUUAUUGAAGAAGGUUUCUGGCCAAUCAGAAGCAAAACACAAACCUCAUAUCCCAGCUUUACUAUUUGGGGCAAACUUAUCUUCUCAAGAUCCAAAGCAUGCUCAUUAUGGAAUUACUUUUGCUCGUAAUGUGAUCGAUUCAGCAGCAGAUGAUCAAGUGAAUGAACAUUUCAAGAGUCAAGCUCAUAAGUUCCUUGGUGUUUGCUACGGGAAUGCUGCUAGAAUUUCCAUAUCAGAUGCUGAAAGAUCUGUCUUUCAGAAAGAAUCUUUGGCCUCACUUAACUGCGCUGCUUUCAACAUGAAGGAAGAUCCUGAAUUGAUCUUUAACCUCAGUUUGGAAAAUGCAGUUCAGAGGAAUUUGGAUGUGGCCUUUGACAAUGCAAUGGUGUACUCUAACAUGGUGACUGAAGAUUCAGGUAGGGGCUGGAGGCUAUUGGCACUAAUACUUUCUGCAGACCGGCGGUUCAAAGACGCCGAAACCAUACUUGAAGUUGCUUUGGAUGAAGCUGGUAGUUUAGAUCAGUUAGAACUUCUCAGAUUAAGAGCUGUGCUUCAGAUUGCUCAGGAAAGACCCAAGCAAGCAAUUGAAACUUACCGAAUCUUGCUAUCUCUGAUUAAAACACAAAGAGAAUCUCGGUCAAAUAACUUCGAGAGUGCAAAGAGUUCUGAUUCUGAGGGUGUCAUGGAAAGAGUUCUUGAAUUGGCUGCCUGGCAGGAUCUAGCUACUGUUUAUACGAAAUUUGGUUCAUGGCUUGAUGCAGAAAUUUGUGUAAACAAGGCCAAGUCAAUUGAACUUUAUUCGCCCAAAAGUUGGCAUACAAGUGGCUUGUUGUUUGAAGCUCAAUCACUUCAUAAGGAGGCACUGGUAUCCUUCUCGAUUGCGUUGUCAAUAGAACCGGAUUACGUGCCAAGUAUUGUUUCAACCGCUGCAGUGCUUCUACAACUCGACAGUCAAUCGUCGCUUCCGAUUGCAAGAAGCUUUCUAAUGAAUGCGCUUCGGUUAGAUCCGACAAAUCACGAUGCUUGGAUGAACCUUGGGUUGAUUGCGAAAUUGGAAGGGUCAUUACAACAAGCAGCAGACUUUUUUCAAGCAGCCUAUGAGUUGAAGAUGUCAGCUCCUGUUGAAGCGUUUAAAUGAUGGUGGGAUUUGAUUAACUAGGCACUUUGUAGGCAUUUAUCUAGAAAUCACCUUUUUUAUUUUAUUUAAUCCCUCCAUUUAUCUAUCUAUAAAAGUCAAUUUUGCUGUAUCUAGUCAUUCCUAUAAUUCAACAUUGAUGUUCUAUUAAAAUGUACAGCAAUUCCUAAUUUGUAGAUUUCAUUUGUUUUUAUGGUAA